Messenger RNA from Cladocopium goreaui, 1530 nucleotides. The record is from the annotation of a GenBank genome assembly. NCBI's taxonomy places the organism in Eukaryota, Dinophyceae, Suessiales, Symbiodiniaceae.
AUGACGUCGCCCUCAGAGGAUAUCCCCGGAUACGUUUACCUGGUAGGUGCCGGCCCCGGCGAUCCGUCGCUGAUAACCAUGCGGGGCUUCAUGUGCCUGCGCUUUGCCGAUGUGGUGCUGUACGACGCCCUGGUGAAUCCGCAAAUCCUCCAAUAUUGCGGGCCCCAGGCCGAGCUCAUCUCGCUGGGGCGUCAUGGACGCGGGGCGAUUGUGCCCCAGGGCGAAAUUAACCAAAUGCUGGUCGAUCACGCACGGCAGGGGAAAAAAGUCGUGCGACUCAAAGGCGGCGACCCCAGCAUUUUUGCCCGAAUUGGCGAAGAAACCGACGCUUUAGACGCCGCCGCGGUGGGGUACUCAAUAGUCCCAGGAAUCACGGCCUCGCUCGCCGCCGGCAGUUACGCGGGCAUUCCGCUCACGCAUCGCGAACAUUCCUCGGCCGUAGCACUCAUUACCGGCCACGAAGCCAGCGAUAAGGUCAGUCCGCCGAUCGACUACCGUAAGCUGGCCCACUUUCCCGGCACAUUGGUCUUCUACAUGGGGGUGACCACCGCCCGAACCUGGUCGAAGGGUCUCAUCGAAGGAGGCAUGCGGCCCGACACUCCGGUGGCCCUGGUGCGGCGAUGCUCGUGGCCGAACCAACUCGUGCGUCGCUGUGCAUUGGCCGACGUGGCCGACGUGCUCGACCAGCGCAGGACGAAGGACAAGAUCCGCCCACCGGUGAUUGCCAUCGUGGGUGAGGUGGCCAACGAGGAGAUCGGCAUUGCUCCCUACAUCGAUAAACCACUGCAGGGCGCUCGUGUCGUCGUCACGCGCCCGCGGGAACUGGCCGACGAGUUUUGCUUCAAUCUCGAGCACAUGGGGGCCGAGGUUCUCACGCAGCCCACCAUUGAGAUCGCACCGAUAGCCGAUUACUCGGAGGUGGAUCGGGCCCUGUCUCGACUCGAAGAAUUCGAUUGGCUCGUCUUUUCCAGCAGCAACGGAGUCGAGCAUCUGAUUUCCAGGCUGUUGGAAUCGGGCAAAGAUCUACGCGCACUCGCUGCCGUGCAACUCGCAGUGGUGGGCCCCGGCACUGCGAAGACGCUGGCGAAAUAUCAUCUCAAGGCCGACCUGCAGCCGGAGGAGUUUCGUGGCGAAGCACUCGCUGAGGCUUUGGUUGAAGCCGACGGCGAUCGCUACCUUCUAGCUCGGGCCAGCCGUGGGCGCGAUGUGAUGGUACGGCGACUUUCCGAGGCGGGGGGGCACGUCGAGGAGAUUGUCGUUUAUGAAAGCCGCGACGUUAUGCAGCCCGAUGAGGAGGUGGCCAAGCGACUGGCGGCCGGCGAAAUCGAUUGGAUCACGGUGACCAGCUCAGCCAUCGCCCGUUCGCUGGUGGACAUGUUCGGAGAGGACUUACACAAGACGCAAUUGGCCAGCAUCAGCCCAAUUACUUCUGAGACACUUCGCGAACUCGGAUACCCACCGGCGGUUGAGGCCGCCGUGCACACCAUGCAAGACUUGGCCACGGCGAUUGGUCAGAAGCACUCAGAGUAA